CUUCUACAGUUUUUUUUUUUUUUUCCCCCCUUAAGAAGCAGCCAAAUACUGGCAGGAGAAGAGGCAUUAAUGGCUUGCGAUCCCAUCCCUUUCUCAGCUGCUUCGCCAUUUCUUCCUUCCUACUCACAGAAUUUCCUUUCCCCACCACCAUUCACCACCCACUCCUCGCGCUCACCCACCCCCCUUCAUCACUCCAUUCAUCAAUUUGGCCAUCCUUCCCCGAUCCACCCACACCCUCUUAGGUGGUCAUCAAUCGCCUCCUCUGGAUCCUCCAUUAGAUAGUCCUUCCAAUUCUCCUCAGAGAAGAAUCUUGUCUGAAUUGCUCCUUUGUGUCUCCUGAAAUCCUUCUGCUCAAAGUAUUGUCUUAUACGUGCAUGCCGAGCAGAACCCAGUGGGAAUUUGGAUGGAUUUGGGAGGAGAGAAGGGAUGUCUUGCUGCGCCCAAUCCUGUCUAGGAGCGGGAGCCUUUUCUUUCUGGGAUGAAAUUACGGAAGGCGGGUGGAUAGAAGAAAGCCGGCUGGAAUGACUAAUAAGCUUCUCGCCAUCGCGACGCAGAUCAUGGUGAUAGCGAUCGUGGUCUCCGUCGUGCUGCUCUUCGUCGGCGUCGGAAUUCUGGUGCUGAUCCACGCCUGCAUCGUCGGGAGGGCCUUCCGAGGCCUCAGCGCCGCUGCAAGACCCGACCGGAGCGACGCCGCGGGCAAUGGCCUGUCGGCCGACGACUUGGAGAAGCUGCCUUGCUAUGAUUUCGAGCCCGGGGAGAAGGGGUGCAGCCCAAUUGAAUGCGCCGUGUGUUUGGAGAGCUUCAAGAUGGGAGAUAGGUGUAGGUUGUUACCUGUUUGUAAGCAUAGCUUUCAUGCCCAGUGUGUGGAUUCUUGGCUGUUGAGGUCCCCAAUCUGUCCGAUGUGCCGGACCAGUGCUGAUCGCCGGAAGGGCUGCGUCGACACAAGAGAGGGCGCAGUGGCAAUGGUGGGGAUUUCGUUCUAUGGAACUCUUGAGAGGUGGUGAAAACCAUCUUCAAGAAACAAAGCAAUUGGUUGUGACAAAAAGUUUUGAGUUUGAAAAGAGAGACUGGAAGAGUCAUUGCCAUGUGCAUUUAAGGUAACAUCCAAGAUCAGUAUUUAUGUCAACGUAUAUGCUUAUCUUAUUGUUCCACAUGGAGCAUUUUCUGAUUACAUCCUGUUGAUGUAUAAUUAUCUCAAUCUCUUGGAAGUAUUAAACAUUCUUGUUGAAUUGAUCUUACCAUUGAGCUCUAGAUUUAACACACAGUUAGACAAGCUGGCUUCAAUCAUGUGAUUCAAAUCAUUGAUGGUAGUGUAAUGUAUGCCAAACCAAAUUUUAUGUGCAGUCAGAUUCCUACAAAAUUAACCCACAAACAGGUUUGAACUGACCAUGAAAUGACAUAUCCCAAAUCAAAAUAAAUGUGUAUCGCCUGAUUCUGGAUUCAAAUAACCUCAUCGGUUCUGUCAUUGGUCAAAUCUGAUUCUGGUUUUCCAUAAGUAAACCAUUCUUAAAUGAAACAAAUAUCUACCCAAUCCUCAGUUGUAAGGUCUUUUAGUUGUUCUCAUUUCCAAGUACCCAUGCAAUGACCAAAUGAGUUCCUAUGAUCUGCAACAUGGUAAGUUCUAAUAUUGUCAGAUGUAACUGAAUAAUAAUAUGAUAAAUUUUUGGAAGAAUACGAUAUUAACUGCCAUGCCUUCUCAAAGUGCAUUUUUUCACCAUGAUUAAAUCUUUUUUGGUUGUUACUUUGUAGCUAAUUCUAAAACUGAACAUCAGUAGUUGCUUCAUAAUGCAUGAGUUGCAGCUGCAGUUUUAAAGAUUCUUUCUUGUUCAGUCACAUGUGGUUCAUAUUCACAUAGUUGGCAAGAGCUUUCUCAUGAGAACAGAAGUAUUUAUAACAACUUUGCCGAGCUUGAAUCUUAAGAAUUUGAUUAGUUGCCAAUGGGAAAAUAAGUUCAAGAGUACACCAGAAAAUUGGCGUUGCACUCUGUUAUUGGUAUUUUUGGUUUAUUGCUUUAUCUGCAUCAUUACUUAUCCUAAGAUGCCAUUAUGUCUUUUUAUCUCUGAUUCAUCAAAAAAAUGAUCCCAGUGGUGAAAGUAAAUCCAUGGAAGCACAGCAUAAUUGUCUAACAAUCUAUUCAUGAAAUUUUUUUGUGGGGCAAUUAUGUGGAAUAAGACUCAAGUAGCCAACCGUAGCCAUCCAAUUGAUACUGUAACCAUAUAAUAACCGAUACCCUAAUUUUUGGGCUGUGCGGGUCUGGCCAUAAUUCGCUAAUUUUGACAGCUUUUUUGUUUCAGUUAGAGAUAUAUCUAUCUAUGCAACCUCAUUGUGGUUAAAACUUUACAGUCUGAUAUGUUGGUUCUCUUCUUAACAUCCUCUUUUGUUAGAUAAAGGAUGCUAGUAUCAUAUUAUUACCUGCUACAAUAAGUUCUGACCGCAACAUUUUAGUUGAAAUCUGAUAUCAGGCAUCCCUCGAAGGAUAAAUGUAAUUUGGAUAAUUAUGAAUCUGAAAUACUACUGCAGUUUUCAUAAAACUGAAAUAGGCGCGUAGAAGUAGCUGAGGAUCGAUGUACAUUAUGUCCUCUUACUUUCACCGGCAUGUUUGCAGAAAACAGGUUCUACAUUCUUACAUCUGACAAAGAACUAAAGAAGUCAGGUAAUUAAAGCUUAGUGGCUCAAAACAUCUUCCUUGAACUAAUGAAGUAUUUUAUGCUUUGCAUUUUUUAGUAGAUGGUUCUGAGACAUGAUAGCAUUAUGAAAUGAUCUUCCAACCCAAUGGUGCAAUCCUAAUUUUGUUUGCAUCUAGAUUGACAUCUUCAUGCAACUCCUGCAUUCCUCUACUUGUGUCUUUUCUAGGAGAAGCUAGGUCAGCUCAAAGUUGGUGCCACUUAAAUGAGUUUUUUUUUUUUAAGAAAAAAGCAAAAUCAUCACGCAAUUAAGGUAAUGAAAUGGGGAACAAGGUGCAACCUGAUUUAACUCUAUGGUGCAAUCCUUUUUUUUUUUUUU
Molecule: messenger RNA, 3003 nt
Organism: Phoenix dactylifera (date palm)
Lineage: Eukaryota; Viridiplantae; Streptophyta; Magnoliopsida; Arecales; Arecaceae
Source: RefSeq, a predicted model, not a curated record